Lagopus leucura (white-tailed ptarmigan) is the source of this 2028-nucleotide messenger RNA. It is a transcript of the gene VGLL3, whose product is annotated as vestigial like family member 3. The coding region runs from base 1 to 891 and encodes 296 amino acids. Gene Ontology annotation, biological process: regulation of transcription by RNA polymerase II. Gene Ontology annotation, cellular component: nucleus. The record is from RefSeq and is a predicted model, not a curated record. The transcript has 4 exons. Lineage: Eukaryota; Metazoa; Chordata; Aves; Galliformes; Phasianidae.
AUGAGCUGCUCGGACGUGGCCAUGCAGCAGCCCGGCACGGCGGCGUGCGGCGUGCCCCGCUACGUGGGCCCGCCCGCGAGGGGCUGCCCGCAGAAAUUAGCUGUAUACAACAAGAUGCAGGAGUCUCUGGAAGUGACCCUUCCCAGCAAGCAAGAAGAGGAUGAGAAGGAUCAGCCAGCUGAGAUGGAGUACCUGAACUCUCGCUGCGUCCUUUUCACCUACUUCCAGGGAGACAUUGGUUCAGUAGUGGAUGAACACUUCUCAAGAGCCUUGAGCCAAGCCAGUAGCUUCAACCCAGAAACUGCCCUUACCAAGAGCAAGGCAGGGCUAAGUCCUUUGUGGAGAGAAAACUCAACAAUAUCAAGCCAAAGGAGCAGUUUCCCAACUUCGUUUUGGACCAGCUCUUAUCAGCCUCCCCCACCACCAUGCUUAAGUGGAGUACACCCCGAUUUCCCCAUUACUGCACCAGGCACCUUCCCAACACCAGAUCCCAGCAGCUGGCCAGGACACAGCCUUCAUCAGACUCCACCUCCUCCUCCCCCUGCUGCAACUGAAUCCUGGCAUUAUCCUUUAGCAUCUCAGGUGAGCCCUUCAUAUGCACACAUGCAUGACGUGUACAUGCAUCGCCAUCACCCUCAUCCACACAUGCACCAUCACCAUCCCAGUUCGCACCGCGACCCCCGCUAUGGGUCUCUGCUGAUGCCUUCAGUACGUGCAGCCAGGAUUCCUGCUCCUCAGUGUGACGUGACUAAGACAGAUCCUGCUGCUGUCACCAGCGCUACCUCAGCAUGGGCUGGAGCCUUUCAUGGAACGGUGGACAUUGUGCCAAGUUUUGGGUUUGAUGCAGGUCUACAGCAUCAGGACAAGAGCAAGGAUUCUUCUUGGUUUUGAAGUCCAGAUAUAACUUAAGACCAGCUAGAGCUGGAGUCAGUGCAGCUUGGCGGGUGACAUAACCAUCGCUGACUCUUUUGCAUGGGGCAAAGGACACAAGUGAAGAAGAAGAGCCAACCAUUCUCGUUUUGCUAUUGAGCCUUUUAAUUGCAAGGCCACUUAUGGGUCCCACAGUGUUGGAAAAUGAACAACAGAAAAACAAACUUGCUUUUCUUUCUUUCCUCAUCUGAGCCUGCUGCAGCUGGGCAACCUAACUCCUUUCUGCUCCUUUAACAGUGUUUUGUUUCGUUCAGCUUGAUAUCUUUAUGAACAGUCUCAAAUGUCGGGAAGAAGACUCCCCUGACUGCAGUGCGCCUCCUUUCAGGAAUACAUUAUUUUGUAGCUCUUUGUGCAUCUAUUUUUGUAGAAAUACAGAAAGUUUGGUUAAGGAUUGAUGGGCUAUUUUAGGAUGGCAUAUUUUUUUUAAAAAAAUUGUAAAAAUUGUUAAGUUCUGUUUAAAGAACUUGCUCUCAGAGAAGCACUGGCAAAAAUGUAUAAAAUGCUAUUUUUAGAUGUCUGUGAUGUGUUUGUGCAUUUUGUUUUUGUUUUGUUUUGUUACCUCAAGUGUCUAUCUUUCCCUACUUUUUAAAGAGCUAAACCUUCCUUGUUUCCACAUUGCUAGAUCUUGAUGCUUUUGUCCUUUUGUUCUAGUUUAAGCAAGUAUAAUUCGCACCUAAAGUUUCAGCCAAAUAUUUUUCUUGCUGGUGUUAGAUUCUAGUAAGGGUGUUUUUGUUCUUGUUUCUAAAGAUGGCUUUGUGCUGUGCUGUCAGAAACUUGCAAAUGCCUUUAGCAUGGAUCAUAGGGUUGCAGGAACUGCAUUUCCAACCCAUCCCGUCUUUCAAAAUGGACCAAAUACUUUCACGGAUUUGAAUCAGACUUGAGUUUGGACCUCAUCUGUGAUCCAUGGAGGCUGAUGAAUGCAGUUGUCUAUGAGUUACACUUCAGGCUCUCGUAGUAAUCAUAAUUACCAGAAUAUUCUUAUUUUAACUCAUGAGGCAAGACUUUCAGCUAAGCUAUUUUGAGGGUUUUAACUUGUAACAUGAAUGUUUAGGAAAGAAAUGUCACUUUCAUAAAAAUGCAUGACUUGCAGAAACAAAA